GGUUAUGAAAACCAACUCCUGCGUGACGCGGCCGGGAGGGUCCCGCGCUGCCCCCGUGCGGUGCCGGACCGAUGCGCCCGACACCGGGUUGGUGGUUGACCGUCGAGCGGGCAUGCACUUUGCUUCAGCUAGUUUAUUCGUUGAUGAGGGACAUGGACAGAGACGGGAGGAUGGGGAUGCAGAUGUGGUCUUUGGGGAUCACGUUGGAGAAGAGGAUGAAUAUUUUGCCCAUGGAUUGCGAGACAAGGACGAUCGUGAUGACAAAGGUGAAGGAAUGUGUGCGGAUGAUGGCUCUCCCUGUGCACGCAGCAGCAUGGAUGUUGCACCCACUCCACAGGUCGCCUAGAUUAUUCGACGACUUGGAGUCGGAAGAGAUCAUGAACACUCUGGCACACUUUGUUGCGGUUUACACCAAAAAUCCGAAGGAAUACAAAGAGUGCUGGAGGGAGUACGACCCGAAGGAAGUGAAGAGGAGGGCAGCGGACUGGUCCAAAUCUCGUGGUUGUAGAUCGAAGUCGACCAAAUUUGACAUUCGGGAGCUUGAGGAGGAGAGGGAGGACGACGGGGCAUGGCUCCUUGAUCUUUCUUGCCGCCCUCGCCGUCUUGCGGAUCAUGACCGUGGGAAGACCGUUGUUGAUGUUGACGACGAAGAGCCUGACCACGACAACAAGGAUGAUGACGAGUUGGCACGAGUGGAACUCGUUGACAGGCGCUCGACUAGGAGGUCGGGAGGUGGCUCAUCUUCUUCCUCCCCGCGCGACCACAUCACGAUGCCAGAGGAGGGUAUUCGUUCACGACGUCGGACUUCCAUAUUAAGCGGUGCAGCUUUGGUGCAGGGGACCGCUUCACUCUCCGGAGCACAACUCACCCGUCAUCGGCCACCCAUGCUCGAGGAGGCAGGCACAACUCAUGGGACCACACCCGGUGGGUCGCCGCACGUCCCCCAUGAUGCGUUGGAGGCAGAUGCGUAUGUUGGUGCAGACAUGGACGGCCCGAUUCGUGUUGCUCCGAUGGAGGCUGAUGCGGUGGCUGAUGCACGUGGGGAUGAUCCGGUUGGUGAGCACGGGGAUGAUCCGGCCGGUGCCACUGCUACGGAUGGUGUUGUUGGUGCAGUUGACGAUGGUGCUGUUGGUGCAGACACAGGGAUCGACGAUGGUCCUAUUGCGAGCUGCGAUGUGUUCUUUACUCCAGAUCUGGAGUUACGAUUGGAGGAGAGUUUCGCCUCCCUGUUGCCGCACGUAGCCCCUAUUGCCCCGCGUGGCUCUGCACAAGACUUUUGCAAGCACCUGGCUUCAACGUCCCCAAUGCAGACUGAUGACGAGUCUUACACCCCUGAUUAGGCCAGAUUCACCGGACCCACCCCUCCCACUCUUCGGUUGGACGAGGACAUUCGGCUGGUCGCAGGGGAGGGCACACAUACCCAAGU
Molecule: messenger RNA, 1426 nt
Organism: Chara braunii
Lineage: Eukaryota; Viridiplantae; Streptophyta; Charophyceae; Charales; Characeae
Source: the annotation of a GenBank genome assembly